CAGCACAGCAAAGCUGUCACACGGGGCUGGAGGAAAGAGGAGCCACAAACACAGCUGCUCUUGGRCAAACAGCCUCCAGCUCAGCUCCCAGUCACCGUCCUGCUGUGGGCCCGGCCCCGGCAGAGGCUGCGCCAUGGCCGAGGGGGAAAUCACCACCUUCACCGCCCUGACGGAGAAAUUCAACCUUCCCCCGGGCAACUACAAGAAACCYAAACUGCUGUACUGCAGCAACGGGGGGCACUUCCUGCGCAUCCUCCCGGACGGCACCGUGGAUGGCACCAGGGACCGCAGCGACGAGCACAUCCAGCUGCAGCUGAGUGCAGAGAGCGUGGGGGUGGUKCACAUCAGGAGCACGCAGUCGGGGCAGUACCUGGCCAUGGACCCCAACGGGCUGCUCUACGGCUCGCAGUUACUGGGUGAGGAGUGUCUGUUCCUGGAGAGGCUCGAAGAGAACCAUUACAACACCUACGUGUCCAAAAUGCACGCCGACAAGAACUGGUUUGUGGGGCUGAAGAAGAACGGCAACAGCAAGCUGGGCCCGCGGACUCACUACGGCCAGAAGGCGAUCCUGUUCCUGCCGCUGCCUGUCUCGGCCGACUGAGCCAGCCCAGGAGCUCCCAGACCACCCCAAAACCCAAAACCCAACUGCUGCUGCCUCCUUAGAGCUCCUCAGAGCUCCAGCCUUUAGGUCCAGGCUUUGCCCAAUCUAGCCAAAGCAGAGCCUCUUCGCUCUGCACGAAGCUUUGCAGAGAUGAGGGGAUGAGCCCUGACAGCUCCCCAAGGUCCAU
Malurus melanocephalus (red-backed fairy wren) is the source of this 788-nucleotide messenger RNA. RefSeq names its product fibroblast growth factor 1 (gene FGF1). Bases 134 to 601 code for a protein of 155 amino acids. The record is from RefSeq and is a predicted model, not a curated record. Gene Ontology annotation, biological process: cell differentiation; fibroblast growth factor receptor signaling pathway; regulation of cell migration. The transcript has 4 exons. Lineage: Eukaryota; Metazoa; Chordata; Aves; Passeriformes; Maluridae. Gene Ontology annotation, cellular component: cytoplasm. Gene Ontology annotation, molecular function: fibroblast growth factor receptor binding; growth factor activity.